Phialemonium atrogriseum is the source of this 824-nucleotide messenger RNA. RefSeq names its product ribosomal protein L36-domain-containing protein. Gene Ontology annotation, cellular component: ribosome; mitochondrial large ribosomal subunit. The coding region runs from base 155 to 580 and encodes 141 amino acids. Gene Ontology annotation, molecular function: structural constituent of ribosome. The record is from RefSeq and is a predicted model, not a curated record. The transcript has 2 exons. NCBI's taxonomy places the organism in Eukaryota, Fungi, Ascomycota, Sordariomycetes, Cephalothecales, Cephalothecaceae. Gene Ontology annotation, biological process: translation.
GAUUGUCACGUGAAUCUAGAAGGAUGACUAGGCCCAGAAAGUCUAGCCCCUGCAACACCUGCGCCCCACAUUGCGAUUCAACACGCGGAUUUGGCGACGACCCGAAUUAUUUGCUGCAGACGACUCAUUCAGCAGUACCCCGUAUUCAGGAAGCAUGGCAGGCUCAGUACUGGCCUCCGGGUCUGCAUCCUUGCGGACAUCUUCCGCUUCCGUCCUUGCCGCCUCCCUGCGAGCAAUGACGCUCGCACCCCGGAUCCGACCAGCUCAAGCGACGGCGCAUCAAGUUCGGCAUCUCUCCUGGACCGCUUCUCCCUCCCCGGCGAGCCGACAAUUGACCAUACGGACCCCGAUGAAUGCGGUACCACAGACAUCGACGGCCGCAGGGGCUGUUUCAGAGGCAAGGCCGUGUGGCGUGGUGGCCUUCCAGCAGCAGCAGACAAGAGGCAUGAAGGUCCAGAGCUCGGUGAAGAGACGGUGCGAGCAUUGCAAGGUCGUUCGACGGAAGGGAAACAAGCGACACAAGGGUUACAUCUACAUAAUCUGCCCGGCAAACCCGAGGCACAAGCAGCGGCAAGGAUAGAUGGGGCGGCAACGUUGAGAUGACCAUAUCGGAAGCCUGCUUGUGUUUGAAGUCGUAGGCCUUGUACAACAACUAUGGGGACGUGGGCAGCUCGGGAAUGUCUCUGCUAGAAGAGGAUGGCGGCCGAAGGGAUGAGGGAAGGCGAGAAGGCGAGAAGGGGAAAUCUGGAAGCGUGAAAACUAGCCAUGCCGUUGCAUUGCCACUACAGACUAUAGACCCUCAAUAUAUCUCUCCAUGCUCUCCC